UCACCUCCUUCUCUCUCCACUGUUUUGCGUGUAAAUCUUGUUUCCAGAAAGCAUUUUCUGAUAACAUUUUUCUCUAUUCUCGUGUUUCUUCACUUCAAAAAAACAGAUUUUUGUCUCAUGGGUGGUUCAGGGAACUGGCUAAAAUCGCUGAUUGGGCACAAAAAUGCCCAGAUCAAAGACCAUGAGAAGGAGGCUGGUGGUAAUGGGAGGAGAAAAUGGAGGCUGUGGAGGAGCUCUUCGGGGGGUUUGGGUUUGAAAGGAAAGAACGUGGCGGCAUCAGAGGCGUCCGAUUCUUCAGUGGUGGCUGGUAAUGGGUUCUCUGCUGCUGUGGCUGCCGUUGUUCGAGCUCCGCCCAAGGAUUUCAUGGUGGUUCGCCAAGAAUGGGCUGCGAUUCGCAUCCAGACCGCUUUUCGAGGCCUUCUGGCAAGAAGGGCCCUGAGGGCCUUGAAAGCUCUGGUGAGGCUUCAGGCCAUAGUCCGUGGCCGGCAGGUCAGAAAGCAGGCGGCUGUGACACUCAGGUGUAUGCAGGCACUUGUUCGGGUUCAGGCCCGAGUCAGGGCUCAGUGUGUGAGCAUGGCCUCAGAAGGGCAGGCACAGCAGAAAGUACCUGAUCAUCUUCAAAACCUGCCUGAUCCCAUUAAGCAGGCAGAGGAAGGAUGGUGUGAUAGAAGGGGCACUGUGGACCAAGUAAGAACAAAGUUACAGAUGAGGCAAGAAGGAGCUAUCAAGAGGGAGAGAGCAAUUUCCUACUCCAUCUCUCAGAAGCCCUCAAGAACAAACCAUUGCCCAUAUUUGAGAACAAGCAAAUCGGCGAAUUCUCUUAAGCAGCAGAAGCAGGACAAUAACUGCCCAGGAUUGAGCUGGUUGGAGAGAUGGAUGGCAGCAAAGCCGUGGGAAAACCGGUUGAUGGAAGAAGUCCAGACCGAGCGGCCAGAGAUGACUCCAUUGUCUAGAAGAAGUGAAGAUUGUUAUACCGCAGGUUUUCGAUCAAAUUCUUCUGAGCACAGCAUACUCAAACCUAAAAGGAACAACAACAGCCUCACUCCCAGGAUGUAUCCAAGAUCUCCGGUUGUUGGCCAAAUUUCUCGGUCAUCUUCCGACCCGAGCUCUGAAUUUCUCUAUGAUGGAAGCUCAGAAUCAACCUCAUCAUCUAGCAAUACAGUAAUGGAGAUGGUAGAGGAGAAUCAUACAAGCAGACCCAGCUACAUGAAUCUCACAGAGUCAAUCAAGGCCAAGCAGAAAGCCUCCAAGUAUUCUUCUCCUCCAAGGCCUUUAAUGGAGGAUGCUCAGCUACAUAUGAAAUCAAUGGCAAUCUCUACUGGGGAUACAAAGAGCAGUACUGGUUCUUAUACCCCAUCAGCUAAGCUCUGCAAAGACCUUUACCCUACAAUACAAUUGGAUAGAUUCAAUAGGAUAAAAGGCAACAAUUGUCUAUUCUGAUAGAGGAGCAGGGGGCAACACCUUGUUGUCUUAAUGAUACUGAAACCACUCAAUUGGAAAAAGUCGUGUGAGAAUUGGUUGUUAGAAUAUAGUUUUGGUUUGGGAUUAUGGAUUUAUAGUUUUAGUUGUUAGAAUAUAGUUUUGGUUUGGGAUUAUGGAUUUAUACUUGUUUACACAGCAAUUGUGGCUAUACAAUAGUUUUGGUUUGAGACA
Messenger RNA from Vitis vinifera (wine grape), 1653 nucleotides. Its product is annotated as protein IQ-DOMAIN 6. Bases 118 to 1440 code for a protein of 440 amino acids. The transcript is spliced from 5 exons. NCBI's taxonomy places the organism in Eukaryota, Viridiplantae, Streptophyta, Magnoliopsida, Vitales, Vitaceae. The record is from RefSeq and is a predicted model, not a curated record. Gene Ontology annotation, molecular function: protein binding.